AGCACAGCUGUUCGUUCAGCAUGUACAGCUUCGUGCCGAAUGCGCAAACUGUGAAUGGCAAAAUCCAGCUGACAAGCGACGCGUUUACUUUUUGAGCUCACUGCAUUUUAUUACAAAAAAGGCACAAAUUGUUACAAUUGCAGCCAAAAAGAUGUCCAAGUCGUCGUUAAAACACUUUAACAGCACUUGCCGGGUGUGUGCGAAAUAUGCAAGCACUAAAAGAUCACCGCGCUUGUUUGACAAAUCAAAUCCAAAGAUGAUUGAGAACAUUGAGACGCUCACCGGACUGCGGCUGGAGCCCUAUGGUUGUCUCCCCGAUCUAAUUUGCGAAUGCUGUACAAUGGAGUUGAGCGCUGCUAUUAAAUUUCGCGAGCGUUGCAUUGUCGCCCAGCGGAAUCUGCUGUUGGGUCUUACCGCAGCACAGCAAAAGGGCAUAUCUGCGUUCUACAAGGCUGCCGUCAUGGGCACUGAUCUCGAGGAGGAGGACGACGGCAAGAAGGCACAGCCACCUGACGACGGGGAAACUGAAGAAACUUAUCGUGAUGUUGAUAUCGAACCAAAGGAGGAGGAUGAGGAGGAGGAAAUGGAUGCAAAAGUCGAAUAUGACAAUGAUUUCUACGAUUUGGCUGAAAACAACGUGGUAGAGGACGACGGGGCAUCGCUUAUAGAGGAGGCCGAAUACGAAAGCCUCAUGGCGGACGACGAUAAUGAGGAACAAAUCCAUCAGGAGCAAGAAAUGAUAGAUGCUUCUGGGGAACUCAUUACAGGCGAUGGCAAUGACGGCUAUGUCUACGACUCUGAUGACGAAGUGGCCGUGCUGGACAAUGUCUUGGACGAUGAGUACGAGCAUGAGAACCUCGUUGUGAAGAAGUCCAGUCUGCCGCAGAAGCCGAAAAUACGCGCCGAUGAUCCACGGCGCCGUGGAACUGGCGGCGUGUACAUUUGUGAGCAGUGUGGCAAUCACAUCAAGGGCCGCAUGGCCUUCGAGCUGCACUGUCGUCGUCACCGAGGCGAUAAGCAGUUUGGUUGCGAACUGUGCAAUUCUCGCUUCUGCACCACAUCUGAGCUGAAGCGCCACAUGCGCAAGCACACGGGAGAGCGCCCGUUCGCUUGCCAAUAUUGUGGACGCUGCUUCACCGAUUACACCACUCGCGUGAAGCACGAGCGCACACACACCAAUGAACGACCCUAUGUCUGUGGCACAUGCGGCAAGGCCUUCACUACCGGGUACAUUCUGAAGAACCACAUGCUGAUACAUUCCGGCGAGCGCGCAUACAGGUGCGAGCUGUGCGACAAGUCUUUCAUGCUCCCCACCCAUCUGAGCACACAUUUCCGUUCGGGCGUGCACAAAAGGCAUAUGGAGAAGGCCGGAAUUACACAGGAAAGGGAGCAGAAAAAGGAUCUUAAAUUGGAGGAGGUGGAGGAAGAUAGUUUAAUAAUUUAGGAUUAGUCCUGGCGCAAUGACGGAUUACACAGACAAGUAGCAUUUCAGCGAUAAUAUAAUAGAGUUGAGUUGUAAUACAAAUUUAAUCAUUAAUAAAUUCUAUCCUCCAAUCAAGUCAAUUG
Molecule: messenger RNA, 1566 nt
Organism: Drosophila obscura
Lineage: Eukaryota; Metazoa; Arthropoda; Insecta; Diptera; Drosophilidae
Gene: M1BP
Product: transcription factor Ouib
Exons: 4
Coding region: 152-1444 (430 amino acids)
Cellular component (GO): nucleus
Molecular function (GO): zinc ion binding
Source: RefSeq, a predicted model, not a curated record